GUCUUCCUCGUCGCCUCGCCUUCCCCAAUUCGUCCACCAGCCACUCCCAAACCCUCCUCACCAUGGCUGCGCCCUCGCCCUGGGCGAAUCUCUCACCCGAUCAAGUGUCCGAGAUCGCCCGCCGCGUCCCGUGCGAAUGGGACCGCGCCCACAUGGCCUUCGUGUGCCGCUCAUGGCGCGCGGGGCUCGCAGCUUCUCCGCCCCCGCCGCCGCCGCUCCCGCGGCUCCUCCUGCCGUCCGACGACUUCACUCGCGUAUCCUGCAUCCUUAGCGGCUGCAGCAUCCACGAGGGGUACGACGACCCGUUCGGCCUGCGCUACCUCGGCUCGUGCGACGGCGGCUACCUCUUCCUCGCCAAGCAGAGUCGCCGCCACCGCCUCAUGGGCCUCCUCCAGGGAGGAGGGCGGCACAUCCACUUGCUCCCCGACGUGGUCUGCCCCCGCUACCAACCGUCGGUCCAGCACGUCCACAGCAUGGUCAUCCUCGCCGCCGCCCUCUCGUCCGCGCCCGAUGUCCCAGGCUGCCUCGCCGCCGGCAUCGUCACCUAUCAGCGGGACGUCGACGGACCUCGCCAGCGCCGCUGCGCGUUCUGGCGCAUCGGUGAUGGGGUGGCCUUCGACACCAAGCCUCUCUACAUGACGGAACAUGUGGAGGACGUCGUGUACCGCGAUGAUGGGUUCUUCCAUUUUCUCACCGACGAGGAGCACAUCCUCGCGAGCGCGCCGACCUUCUUCCAGGACGGGGACGAGCCGCUGCGGGGAGUAUCGCUCUCCUCGACGUUACGCCGCUGCGUGCCCAGGGACACCAGUCGUGACGGUUUCGUUCGUGCUCGCUACCUUCUGGAGUCCCGCGGCGAACUGCUCAUGAUCGUCAGGUUCGCUCCCGAUCCUGAUUCGCCAACGUCGGGGUUCAAGGUGUUCAGCCGGAUUGGACCGCUGGCGCUCGAGGACGACGGCAGCGGCGCCAUGGUUGGGCACCCCUAUAUCUGGAACGAGCUGGACUCGCUGGGUGGCCGGAUGCUGUUCGUGGGGCGAGGCUGCUCCAGAUCCUACGAAACGGCCGACUACCCGGGGUUCAAGGACGGCAUCUACUUCUCGGACGAUCGGAGCUUCUACGACGAGCAGAUCAUGUUCCGCGGUGUCGACGAGAGGCAGUACCCCUGCAGCGACACCGGCAAGUGGACGCAAGGGCCGCCUCCCAAUGUCGAGCGCUUCUUCCCGGAGCAGGGCCCAUCGAACCACUCUUCUCCGGCUUGGCUUCUCCCUUAGACGGCGGCAGGUUUUUUGCUACCACCCUCUCUACCUCCAUUCGAUCAGUCUGUGAUGUUGGAGCGCAAUAGAUGAUGCGAGCGUUCCUCGGUGCUGAUCUAGCUAAUUUCUGCUGUGACCUUGCCUUGUUCAGAUGAGACGAUUGCUGAAACUUGAUAUCAUUGCCGUGCCUUGCGGUUCUAUA
This is a messenger RNA of Panicum virgatum (switchgrass), 1452 nucleotides long. RefSeq lists its product as uncharacterized. The coding region runs from base 63 to 1268 and encodes 401 amino acids. The transcript has a single exon. The record is from RefSeq and is a predicted model, not a curated record. NCBI's taxonomy places the organism in Eukaryota, Viridiplantae, Streptophyta, Magnoliopsida, Poales, Poaceae.